This is a messenger RNA of Chelmon rostratus (copperband butterflyfish), 3303 nucleotides long. It is a transcript of the gene tspan12, whose product is annotated as tetraspanin 12. The transcript has 7 exons. Lineage: Eukaryota; Metazoa; Chordata; Actinopteri; Chaetodontiformes; Chaetodontidae. The coding region runs from base 712 to 1611 and encodes 299 amino acids. The record is from RefSeq and is a predicted model, not a curated record. Gene Ontology annotation, cellular component: membrane.
AGCUGCAGGACGGGUCGGGACAGAGAACCGCCCCCCUCCAGGCUGCUCCGGGCUCCGGCUACAGCUGCAGCCAACACUCCGGACUCCAGCUCGACCGUUUGGACUUUUAACGCAGCGGAGAGAAAGUUUACGCAUCAAAGUUUGAUUCCGGAGCGCGCUGAAGAGGAUUCAAAGCAGACUGGAUGCUGGGACGUUUUCUUGGUUUUAAAUUGGUAUUUUCAGCUUUGGAGUUUCGGCAUGAAGUUUUUGGAUCACAUAACAAAUGUACUGUGGCCUAAAUGCGUGAGUCCGUGUAGAAACACGCUUUAAACCGACCCGUGCUGUGCAUGUUUUCGGUGGUGUCCCGCUAAGUGAGCGAUGAUUGAUUUGGAAAUGUCAGCGCCGCCGCUGCGCGCAGCUCCGCACACUCCAUCACCCCGGCGGGGCUGAGGGAAAGUAAGAAACCACCUGUUGUGAACGUUUCCUGGAGCUUCUCACGGAUAAACCCGAGCUGCUAAAACAAGACGCCGGAAAGAGCCGAAAGAGAGACGCACCGAGAGCGGAAUGCGGGUUUUACGCACGGAGCAGACGCAGUUUCUGAGAAGAGGCUCCUCUCUAAUGAGCGAUAAUCUCCACAGACGUCCCUCCAGCCUCCGUGUUGUGUGUUUGCAGUGAGCAUGUUGCCAUGGUGCCCCGGGCUCAGAUGAGCAGGACGGCGGAGCUCCGGUCGGGAUGGCUCGGGAGGACGCGGUGAGGUGUCUGCGCUGUCUGCUGUACGCGCUCAACCUGCUGUUCUGGCUGAUGUCAGCAUGUGUGCUGGGAGUGGCAGCGUGGAUCAGAGACUCCCUGAACACCGUCCUGACCCUGACAGCACACACCAGGUUGGAGGAAGCAGCCGUCCUCACAUAUUCUCCAGCUGUUCACCCCGUCAUCAUCGCCGUGUGCUGCUUCCUCAUCAUCGUGGCCAUGGUGGGAUACUGUGGCACGCUCCGAUGUAACCUGCUGCUGCUGUCCUGGUAUUUCUGCAGUCUGUUGGUGAUCUUCUGUGUGGAGCUGGCGAGCGCCGUGUGGACGUACGACGAGCCCUCAGUGCAGCGCUCUGAUAUGAUCAGUCUGAAGUCUCGGAUGCCAAACUACGGCCUGCAGCGUUACCAGUGGCUCACACACACCUGGAACAGCUUCCAGACAGAGUUUAAAUGCUGUGGGGUGAUCUACUUCACUGAUUGGCUGGAGAUGACAGAGAUGGAGUGGCCACCUGACUCCUGCUGUUCCAGUCCGUACCCAGGAUGUGCCCGACACGCCCACCACCACGACCUCAGUGACCUCCAUCAAGAGGGCUGCGGUCCAAAGAUCUACAGUUUUAUUCGAGGGACAAAGCAGCUGCAGGCGCUGCGUUUCCUGGGCGUGUCCAUCGGCGUGGCUCAGAUCCUGGCCAUGGCGCUCACGCUCACGCUGCUGUGGGCGCUUUAUUACGGGCGAAAGUCUCCAGAACUGGACUCCACAGCGCCGCCGCCGGGCGACUCCGCCCCCCUCAGCGUGACACACGGACCCUCGGCUGAAGCUCCACAGUCAGGCUGCCACCGCACAAAUAAAGGCUGUGAACUCCAGUUUGAGAUGGAGCGUCUGUCGUAGCGGCCGGCCGGCGGAGUCAGACGACGGUAAAAACAUUUUACUCAGCUAGAUCUGAGAACACAGUGACGGCACGAAAAAGAAGGUUCCAAGUAACCAAGACCCUACCUGGGACUCCAGGAGGGUCAGUCCACAUCAUAUCCGGCCUAACCAGGCUCGGCACGGUGGUACUGCUUCGCUUCAGGUCUCUAAUACCUGAGUGGAUCCAACAUGACUCGACUGGGUCUGUUUCAGACCAGGUCUGACUCGGAGUCCUUUUUGGGUCGGGUCUUUUUUGAAAGUCGUCUUCUGUUGGAUUUGACCAGUUUUCCAUCAGGUCCAGGAUUUGGACCCAUAGAGACCUCCACUGUAACUUUCUGGUUAUUAAAACAUAUUUAUUUUGCUCAGUGAAGGUUUGUUUCACUGAUUCAUUCACUUUGGGAAGGUUUCACUUUAAACGUUAAUUAAAAGCUGCGACACUUUGAAAUUCAUGUCAAACAAGUCGAUCAGUCAAAGAGCCGCUUGACUGAACAGCUGAAGGCGAAGCAGAGUGACAGUCACCUCUCAGGUAAGUGAACACGACACACCUUUAAAGGAGGUGUUACUGUAUUUCAGAAGGAGUUUGACCGUGUUUGCUUUCAGAAGGUUUUUCACAGGUCUGUUUCAGACCAGGAACAGUCUGCUGAAUUAGCUGUUAGCUCCUGUUAGCAGCUCCUGUUAGCAGCAUGACAACUCUCAGUCCUGCAGACUCUUCUUCUCUGGUCUCUGGUUUCUCAGUGGAUCUCUGGAGGUUUGUUCUGGAUCAUCAGAGAUAAUGAUCUCCACAGGAAGUGAAGUCACACUGAAUCAGAUCAGCAUGUGUUUCAUGUCUGUGUUCACAUCUGACUGAGAGAUUUUUGACCCAAACUGUGAAUCAAGCCUCCGUUUGAAACUUCUGCUUCAGUCCAACAGUGAGAAACACGAGAAGCCAGAUCGGACGAAACAAAACCUUUUAUCCAGAUUAUCUGAAGUAGUUUGAGGUCAAACUGAAAGUGAGCGCACCUGAAACGUUGCCACCUUAAUGGAGACCCAAACUCUCUGGAGCUCAUCUGGUGCUGCCAAUUCUCAGAUCUGAAGGUAUUUUUGCUGACAGGUUUGUUUCCAAUCUGUUGAUCUGCUGACUGCUCGAUGUGAUCACUGCGAUCACUGCGAUCUCUGUGAUCUCUGCGAUCACUGCGAUCACUCCGAUCUCUGCGAUCACUGCCAUCUCUGUGAUCACUGCCAUCUCUGCGAUCGCAGUGAUCUCAGUGAUCACUGGGAUCACUGUGAUCACAGAAGUCAGCUUGGUUGUUAUUACCAAUAGAAAUGACGGACAGAUCAGAGUUCAGGUAUGAACAGAGUUACGAGAUGAUUUGAGGAACUCUGUGACGAUGAAGAGGUACGAGGAAGAAGGCUGUAAAUGAGAAGCAUCAUGAACUCUAAGCGGAGCCUGAGUUGACGGAUUGUGGGUCUUGUUUUGGUUCUCAGUGGAUUUCACUGUGAGAACAUGAACUGAAGCUCUAAUGGGAACCAGCGUGUGACAGAAGAGGAACGGUCUUCUCUUCUUGAACUGUUGAAGCUGCGGUCAGCGGUGGAGGAUAAGCAGACAUGUUUAUCUGAGGAAAUGUGCAUGUGUUGAAUAUUUAAUGUCAGUUAUUGGAGUGUUUGAUCGUUUUAUCACUGGAAUAAAAACACAUU